Messenger RNA from Populus nigra (black poplar), 2689 nucleotides. RefSeq lists its product as uncharacterized. The record is from RefSeq and is a predicted model, not a curated record. The transcript has 3 exons. The coding region runs from base 590 to 2689 and encodes 699 amino acids. NCBI's taxonomy places the organism in Eukaryota, Viridiplantae, Streptophyta, Magnoliopsida, Malpighiales, Salicaceae.
UUUUUACUGCACAAGUCUUUGUUUAACAGAAAUGCAUGACUAUUUGUCAAGUCCGAGGCAACAAUUAUUGAAAAGUUUUUCUACGGCUAUAGAAUCCAAACUUUUUUAUGUUUAUUGUUAGAAAUGUUCCUUUGAAAAAUAAUUCAUAGUUAAAAGAAAAUUUUAGUAAAUUACUCUCUCCCUCUCCAGAUUCCUUCAAAUCCACUUAUCCAACAUAACCCAUCUCAAGAACCUCCCAUAAAUCAAAAGAAACCCAAAUUUGAUGAAACCAUAUCGCAUUUAAUCGAUCACUGAGGGAGGAAGACUUCAUGACGGUGAUUUGAUGUGGGUAACGGCAGUGGUUGUUUACUGUCUUCCUCCAUCUGCAUUCAGAAUUGUGGUGGCUGUGCUUUUUUCAGAAUUGCCGAAGGCUUCAGAAUUGUUCACUGUCUUCCUCCAUCUGCACCUCUUCUUUUCUCAUAAGAGUCUUUAAUUUUCGCUGUUCAUUUUAAGAGAUUUUUUCAAAGAUAUCCACAUUUACCUUUUCCUCUUACAAAACUGUUUUUUCAAGGGUUCAUCGAGAGAACUAGUUUCCACAGUUGGGGAAAAGAUGACAAUGCUUAAAAAAUUGCCUGAAAAAGUCUUAAAUUUAUGGAACAAUUGGGAGAUUCGAGGAAUGGUUUUGCUUAGUCUCUUGCUACAAACCAUCCUCAUCAUAUUUGGGUCUCGGCGAAAGACCAGUGGCAGAAUCUGGAUCAGGAUUCUCGUUUGGUCUGCAUACCUAUCAGCAGACAUGGUGGCAACUGUUGCACUGGGUACUCUAGCCAGGAGCCUAGGAGAUUCAUCAGGUGACCGUUCAGAGAAAGCAAACAAUUCCAUCCAGGCAUUUUGGGCACCUUUUCUACUCCUGCACCUUGGUGGCCCAGACACAAUCACUGCAUACUCGAUUGAAGAUAACGAGUUGUGGUUAAGGCAUUUACUAGGUCUUGUCAUCCAAGUCGGAGUGGCUUUUUAUGUCUUCUCAAGGUCUUGGGGUAGCGGUAUCCUCUCAUUCAUAGCGAUCCCAGUGUUCGUUGUUGGCGUUGUAAAGUACGCAGAGAGGACUUGGGUGCUCUGGUCUUCAUGCUCCAAGAGUUUGAAAAACUCUUCUCUCUCAGAUUUUUGGGGUUCUUGUCAUCGUACGAGAAUAUCAAAUCCACAAGACCUCCAGCGAGAUUAUCUUCUUCAAGCUUAUGUUUUUUCUUAUAUAUCCAAGUUUGCGAUGCAGGAUCUUGUCCCUGGCAUUGAUGAACUAAUAAGAAGCCGGGAGCUGAUUUCCAAGAAUGAAGCAGACGGUGCCUUCAAGGUGGUAGAGGCUGAGCUUGGAUUGAUAUAUGAUAUGCUUUAUACUAAAGCGCCUCUGAUUUACUCCCGUGGCGGAAUCAUUCUUCGCUGUAUCAGCUCUCUGCUCUCUGUUAUUGCGUUUAUUACCUUCCAGGUCAAGGUUGACAAGCUUGACUACUCAACGACCGACAUUGCAAUUACGUAUUUAUUGUCUGCGGCCGCUGUUUUUCUCGAGUUUUAUGCUUUUUUAUGCCUUGUUUUGUCUGACUGGACAAUGAUUUGGUUGAUUGGUAAAGGAGGGAACGCCCUGACCAGUGCAAUUUAUUCUCAGCUAAGGAAGUUAACUAGAAGCGAGAGGUGGUCGAGAUCCAUAUCACAGUAUAACCUCAUAAGCUCUUCCUUUGAAAGAGAGCCACAUAGAUGUUUGGAAUUCCUGGGAAUCGAUGAUAUGAUGAGGCAGAUGCAUGUGAAUCGGAAAGAUUUGAAUGGAGAACUGCAAGGUCUUAUUUUCGGACAUCUUCGAGAGAAAGCUCGGAAGAUUAAGGAAGAUUUGAAUGUCGUUGAUAAAAACGUCAGAAGUAAAAUAAUAGGUCAGAGGGGAGAUGGUGUGCUAGAAAGAGAGGGACUGUUACGGGACUACAAGUGGUGCACGACUGAAGUAGAAUUCAGUCGGAGCAUUCUUGUCUGGUAUCUAGCAACAGAUAUUUGUUAUCGUGCUGAUAAAGAUGGAAGCAAUGUCUCCACAGAAGAUGGAAGAUGUCUAUCUGAAUACAUGAUGUAUCUUUUGGUGAUAAGACCAAAUAUGCUCUCUAAAGGAUUCGGUGAUGAUGAGGAAUAUCAAGAAACCUUGCGAGACUUGCUGGGUCUAAAAGAUGGGGAAUUGCGGGGUCGAAAAUAUCGACGUACUUUGCGAGAAUUGUGGGGUCUAAAAGAUCGCGGUCCUGAUGAUGAGGGAUAUCAACGUACCUUGCGAGAAUUGCGCAAUAGUGAAUCACGUGGUUAUGAUGAUGGAGGGUCUCAAUUUAUCUGGAAAACAGAAAAGUCAGUGUUACGUGGUGUGGAUAGGCUCGCCAGGCAAUUGCUUUUGAUGGCACCUGAGAAGCGAUGGGAGAUGAUAAAUGAAGUUUGGGUAGAAAUGGUUGCAUAUGCAGCAGCUCACUGUCCAUGGAAAGAACAUACUCAACAACUGAGAAGAGGUGGAGAGUUACUCACUCAUGUCUCCCUUCUCAUGCUACAUCUUGGCUUGACCGAACAGUACGAAUAUAAAAGAUCCUUAUAUUCUUAUUUGAAAGGGGAGGAGCGAGAAGAAUAUUUCGGGGCUAUAGACAAAUGUUUGAAAGGGACUACAAUCAUGUCACGGCCGAGUCCCGAUGAGGAUUGCUUCUAA